Haliotis rufescens (red abalone) is the source of this 609-nucleotide messenger RNA. RefSeq names its product merozoite surface protein CMZ-8-like. Lineage: Eukaryota; Metazoa; Mollusca; Gastropoda; Lepetellida; Haliotidae. The record is from RefSeq and is a predicted model, not a curated record. The coding region runs from base 1 to 609 and encodes 202 amino acids. The transcript is spliced from 2 exons.
AUGCGAGGAGAGCAGUCAACACUUAAGGUCAACAGGGAAACACUGAACAGGUGCACCAAGCUUAUCCAGGCCCAGUCAAGAGCAGAUAACUCAUCCCUUCCUGAUGUCUCUCAGGAAGAUGAGUACUUGACUGUGCAGUGUACCAACCCUUACAAACAUUGCUGGCCGUUACUGACUCAUCACCUCACCAUCUUCCCCUCGUCACCUCGCUGUAACCCUCUUGUCACCUCACCAUCUUCCCCUUGUCACCUCGCUGUCACCCCCUCGUCACCUCACGUCUCCCCCUCGUCACCUCGCUGUCACCCCCUCGUCACCUCACGUCUCCCCCUCACCUCGCUGUCACCCCCUCGUCACCCCAUGUCUCCCCCUCGUCACCUCACGUCUCCCCCUCGUCACCUCACGUCUCCCCCUCGUCACCUCACGUCUCCCCCUCGUCACCUCACGUCUCCCCCUCGUCACCUCACGUCUCCCCCUCAUCACCCCAUGUCUCCCCCUCGUCACCUCACUGUCACCCCUGUUAACUCGGUGGGCCCCACACAGAGCUGGCAUGUUGUGGCUGUAAUUAGCAGCUCCACAACACAAUGGUGUGAGACAUGUGACCCCUGGUGA